AUGACUAUGCAACGCACCAUGAAGCUCUACCGACUGCCAGAGGCUCCUAAGACUUCAGGCCUAAGGCCGAUGACUGUAAAGGAUGUGCCAGCAGUUCACCGCCUGCUGAAAGAAUACCUGAGUCUGUUUAACCUGGUUCCCGUCAUGAGCCCUGAGGAGGUCCAACACUGGCUGCUUCCUCAGGAGAACAUCAUUGACACCUAUGUAGUGGAGAAUACAGAUGGGAAGCUGACUGACUUACUGAGUUUCUACACUCUGCCGUCCACCAUCAUGAACCAU
This is a messenger RNA of Sinocyclocheilus rhinocerous, 279 nucleotides long. Its product is annotated as glycylpeptide N-tetradecanoyltransferase 1-like. Gene Ontology annotation, molecular function: glycylpeptide N-tetradecanoyltransferase activity. Lineage: Eukaryota; Metazoa; Chordata; Actinopteri; Cypriniformes; Cyprinidae. The transcript is spliced from 3 exons. Gene Ontology annotation, biological process: N-terminal peptidyl-glycine N-myristoylation. Gene Ontology annotation, cellular component: cytoplasm. The record is from RefSeq and is a predicted model, not a curated record. The annotation marks the transcript as partial.